Molecule: messenger RNA, 1437 nt
Organism: Aureobasidium pullulans EXF-150
Lineage: Eukaryota; Fungi; Ascomycota; Dothideomycetes; Dothideales; Saccotheciaceae
Exons: 3
Coding region: 1-1437 (478 amino acids)
Biological process (GO): fungal-type cell wall (1->3)-beta-D-glucan biosynthetic process
Cellular component (GO): cytoplasm; fungal-type cell wall
Molecular function (GO): 1,3-beta-glucanosyltransferase activity
Source: RefSeq, a predicted model, not a curated record
AUGCGUUACUCAAUCGCUGGCCUUGCCUUUUUGGCUGGCUUGAGUGCUGCCGUAGAUCCUGUCGAAGUACGCGGACAGGACUUUGUCAAUUCAGCCAAUGGCAACAGAUUUGUCGUUGUUGGUGUCGAUUAUCAGCCUGGUGGACAAGGCGCUAUCUCGGCAAACAACGAUCAAGAUGUCCUCAGUGACGCUGAGGCUUGCACUCGUGAUGCAGCUCUGAUGCAAAGUCUGGGUGUCAACACAAUUCGAAGCUACAACGUCGACCCGACCCUCAACCACGAUGAGUGUAUGUCAAUAUUCAACGGUGUUGGAAUAUAUGUCAUUCUCGAUGUAAACACCCCCUUGUAUGGACAGCACAUCGACCGCAGCAACCCUGCGAGCACAUAUACUCGUGACUAUAUGAACCACGUCUUCACGGUGAUUGAGGCAUUCAAGGGCUACCCCAACCUUCUGGGCUUCUUUGGUGGCAACGAGAUCAUCAACGACUUGGAGACUGCCGACGAGAACCCUCCCUACAUGAGAGCUGUACAGCGUGACAUGAAGGAUUACAUUGCUGCCCAUGCAGACAGACCUAUUCCUGUUGGAUAUUCCGCGGCCGAUGUCAGAGAGUUCACAGAAGACACCUACCACUAUUUGUCGUGCGACAAUGGGGAUUCCAGUGCCUCCGACUUCUUCGGAUUGAACUCGUACUCCUGGUGCGGUUCAGAGUCCAGCUUUGAGACUGCCGAGUACGACGUCCUUGUCGAUAUGUUCUCCAACGCCUCCAUCCCCGUGUUCUUCUCCGAGUACGGCUGCAAUGAUCCCAGCCCCCGUGUUUUUGAUGAGGUCGAAGCGCUGUACAGCCCUCAAAUGACCGUCAUGUCUGGAGGUCUGGUCUAUGAAUGGUCACAAGAGGAAAACAACUAUGGCCUUGUCGAUAUCUACUCCAAUGGAUCUGCUCAGCUGCGUUCGGACUUCAAUGCCCUCCAGGAACAAUACAGCCGCAUCAACGUUACACUUCUCGAAGCAAGCAACGACACUGCCACUGCUAUUACCGCACCUCGCUGCUCCUCUGACUUGAUCGAGGCAGACGACUUCAGCGAUGAGUUCGACAUUCCUUCCCGCCCCAGUGGUGUCGAUGCUUUGAUAUCAUCUGGUAUCUCUGACGCACCUACCGGAGCUUUGGUUUCGGUCACUGCAACCGCAGUCGCCGCUGCCGUCUACGGUGUUGACGGUUCUUCCAUGAGCAACAUGGCAAUUACCAUCACCAGCGAGGCCAACUAUCCUGUCGGCACUGCUGCAAGCAGAACCUCGAGCAGAUCUGGCUCUGGUUCUAGCUCUCGCACAGGUUCUGGCACCGCCUCCGGAGCUUCUUCGACUGCCACAGAGAGCGGUGCAGCUCAUCGUCUUUCUGGUGCGGCUGCCCUUGCCCUCGGUGCGGCUGUCCUUGCUUUGUAA